This is a messenger RNA of Populus trichocarpa (black cottonwood), 1045 nucleotides long. Its product is annotated as chlorophyll a-b binding protein CP29.2, chloroplastic. Lineage: Eukaryota; Viridiplantae; Streptophyta; Magnoliopsida; Malpighiales; Salicaceae. Gene Ontology annotation, cellular component: plastoglobule; chloroplast envelope; chloroplast thylakoid membrane. The record is from RefSeq and is a predicted model, not a curated record. Gene Ontology annotation, biological process: photosynthesis, light harvesting in photosystem I; response to light stimulus. Bases 80 to 937 code for a protein of 285 amino acids. The transcript has 2 exons.
CAGCACUACCAAAUCACCACUUGGACUCCCAUUCCGCAACUCUCCAAAAAACAUACGCAGUUAACGUUAGACUCCAGCCAUGGCUGCCACCACAGCUGCUGCCGCUACAUCUUCCUUCAUGGGAACACGUCUGCCCGAUAUCUAUUCAAACUCGGGUAGGAUCCAAGCCAGGUUCGGAUUUGGGGGCAAGAAAGCACCCAAGAAGUCUAUAAAGCCUAGUACUCCAGACCGCCCACUUUGGUAUCCAGGAGCCAAGGCACCUGAGUACCUAGAUGGCAGCUUGGUUGGUGAUUACGGAUUUGACCCAUUUGGGUUGGGCAAACCAGCUGAGUACUUGCAGUUCGAGCUUGACUCUUUGGACCAAAACUUGGCUAAGAAUCUGGCUGGAGAUAUUAUUGGGACACGUACUGAGUUUGCUGAUGUGAAGUCAACUCCAUUUCAGCCUUACAGUGAGGUUUUUGGGUUGCAAAGGUUCAGGGAGUGUGAGCUCAUUCAUGGAAGGUGGGCUAUGUUGGCUACUCUUGGUGCACUCUCUGUUGAGUGGCUCACUGGAGUUACCUGGCAAGAUGCUGGAAAGGUGGAGUUGGUUGAAGGCUCAUCAUACCUUGGUCAGCCACUACCAUUCUCCAUUACAGCAUUGAUCUGGAUCGAGGCUGUCAUUAUUGGAUACAUUGAAUUCCAAAGGAACGCAGAGCUUGACCCAGAGAAAAGGCUCUACCCAGGAGGCCAGUUCUUUGAUCCUCUAGGCCUAGCUUCCGACCCAGAAAAGAAGGCUACCCUUCAAUUGGCAGAGAUCAAGCACGCUCGCCUUGCCAUGGUAGCCUUCCUUGGCUUCGCAGUUCAAGCUUGGGUUACUGGAAAAGGUCCCCUCAACAACUGGGCUACUCACUUGAGCGAUCCUCUCCACACAACCAUUAUUGACAACUUGUCCUCUUAAAAAAUGUGCCUUAAUUUGCCCUGGGAAUGUUCUACUCGGUUUUAUUAGUACAGUAGUGUUUCAUUAUGGAGUAUUAAAAUAUAUAUAUAUUUUUAAAUUUAUUUUCUA